Magallana angulata is the source of this 2638-nucleotide messenger RNA. RefSeq names its product ETS-related transcription factor Elf-3-like. The record is from RefSeq and is a predicted model, not a curated record. Gene Ontology annotation, molecular function: sequence-specific DNA binding; DNA-binding transcription factor activity, RNA polymerase II-specific. NCBI's taxonomy places the organism in Eukaryota, Metazoa, Mollusca, Bivalvia, Ostreida, Ostreidae. Gene Ontology annotation, cellular component: nucleus. The coding region runs from base 198 to 1601 and encodes 467 amino acids. The transcript is spliced from 10 exons. Gene Ontology annotation, biological process: cell differentiation; regulation of transcription by RNA polymerase II.
GUAGAAUAAUAGAUAUAUAAUCACAUUGUAUUAAUACUACAUCUUACCUGUCGCUUGCUCGCCAGUUAAGUUUGCGAUAAAAUAUUUCAAUAAUACAUUGGUUCAGAGAGAUAGAUGCGUUUGCUCCAGUCGAGUCGCAGAAUCCUCAAGGAAGUGACGUAGUUUUCCCUGUUGGCCAUGUGACAUCCAAUUUGACAAUGCCGUCUGUUAGCCCAUCUCAAUAUAUUUGCGAUAUGCUUGAUCCAUUCCCAUUUGAGGAGACAUACAUAGAAGGCACUGAUUACACGGGACAACAGCAGCAAAAUCACUUUGAAAAUAUCGUGGAGCCUAUAUUUUGUUCCAGUAGCAAUAAUAGCACAACGGAUCCUGCCAAGAUGCGGGGAGAAUCUCCGGACACAGCGUGCAAAGUUCCGGACUCUACAGACUUUUACCAGGGGUACCCUGCCCAAUCCUACCCCACAGACUACUCGGAGAGUCACGAGAGACUGACGCAACCGGGAAAUUAUGAUGUGCCUUACUGUGCUAAAUUAAUGGAUAGUAGUCCCGUGUGUGAAGACAGAAACGCAAGUUAUGACAGACAAUAUCCACCAAAUAAAAGAGCGAAAAUGUCAGAUUCCAAUGAAUUCGCUCGCUGGUCAAAUAAGCACCCAGAACACUGGUCGUCUCAGGAAGUUCUGGACUGGGUCUUUUACGCCGCCGAGAAGAAUGGAAUUGACUGCGAACACUUAUACGCGGAGAAUUUCCGUAACAUUGCCGGAAUCAACCUCUGUAAAAUGGGUCUGGAAGGAUUCUUACGACUAGAGCCUACCUACGGCCGCCUGUUUUAUAAAAUGUUCAGGGAUUUGUGUGAUGGAUUGUACUAUCAACAAAGAAGCGAAAAUCCCGGGCACCUAAGUCCAAAGGCUAACGAUCUAAGUUUCUCCCCAGCAAAGCCAAGGGAACACAUAACUAUGAAUUCCGAUUCCACGCCUCUCGCUCCAUCGUACUAUUCCGUCCAAGAUAUGGGGAAAAUGGAGUCCGCCCCAUCCCAAUAUAUGUACGAAGUUCCGGGAAUGACCCAAUACAAAUGCCAAAACAUGCCACCGAUGCCAAAUCCAUUCCAAGCUGCACAACUAAAGCAUCACCCCCUACCCCCAUACGGACACAUUCCCUCCCAAAUCAUGUAUUCCAACUUCAACAUGGCCAGACGCCUGCCCUACAUACACGAGGAACACAUUCACCAACCCAUCCGUCGGCGCCCGGGCCGUCCCCGAAUCAAGAGUCAACAUCAUGACGAGGAAAACGGAAGAGAGAAGAAAGCGAAGAACCAGCAUCUAUGGGAGUUCAUUUACGAGAUUUUGAUGAACCCUAUGUACAACCCACAGUUCCUUAGGUGGGAGAACCAGAGGGAGGGUGUUUUCCGUUUUGUUCAAUCCGAGGCAGUGGCUCAGUUAUGGGGAGGCCUGAAAAACAACGAAAAUAUGACCUACGAAAAACUUAGCCGAGCAAUGAGACACUACUACAAGAGGGGAAUUUUGGAAAGAGUUGAAGGCAGAAGACUUGUGUACAAAUUCUCGCGGGUUGCAAUGGAGAGAGUGAGGGAAAAACGGCACUCGAUCUGACUAUCGAAGAAUUGCAAGAAUUAAGUACUGUAUUAAAUGACGUUUGCUAAUCAGCAAAAAAGAUUCACGCAGACCAUCCAGAGAAAAAUAUGGCUGUUUUUAACAGUUUCCAUGGAUUCACGGAUGCUGGCAAAUUUCUGGACGUUUGACUAGCAGUCUCUAGUCAGUUUUGUGUGUUCAAGUCCCAAACUGUUUGGAAUCACGUGCGCAUGCGCUUACACGUAGAUUCUGUCUCUCCAAAAUGGCGAAAAACGCGCAUAGGGAGAAAAGACAAAGACAAGCAAGAGUAAUAAAAGGAAGAAUUCUUUCCUCACAAUUUUGUUUAUAUUAUAUUGUAUGAUUGUGAUUAUUUAUUGUAUCUGAAGACAGUGGUGAGAGAGACUACAAAUUUUGAAGAAAAAAAAUCGUUUUUGUACAUUAUGCAAAGCUGUGUUUGAAAUGAUUUCCUUGUAAAAUAUUCAUCUACUGUACAUACUGAGGAUUAAAAUGCAUAUGAUUACGUGAGAGGGUUACAUAUAACUACUUAAUUUUUUUCAUAUUCUGUUUUCUUAAUUUGGUAAUAACACAUGAAAUUUUUGUUCGGGGGGGGGGGGGGGGGGGGGGUUGAAAGUUUGUUUUAGUUUUGUAUUCAAAGUAAUGGUUGGUAGUUUGUUCUUCAAAGUAUUACCAUUAAACUUUUAAGCAAGAGAACUCGAAGUAAUUUGGAAAGCUCUUUUAUAUUAACAAUUGAUUUUUUAUAACACUUCACUGGCGGUAUGACUUGCUCGGAAAAUAACGUAUUAAUUGAGCAUAUUUGUGUUCUAGAUUCUUUGAACAUUUGAAUUGAUUUUGUAUUUUAUUUAACUUAUGAAUGUCUCUUUUUUUGAAUCUCAUUUAUGUGCUUUUGUUGUUGUAAGUUAUUUUUGUAUGUUAUUUAUACAAAUCAUAAAGAUUUUUUUCUUCUUCUGUGUCAAUGAGCAACACAGCAGCGCCGCAGCAAUUUGAUAUGUUCUGUUGGUAUUUAUUUCUUGUAAAAUAAACUACAAAACGCUUGAAAA